AGUUUCAAUCCCUCCACCAAAUUUUCUGCUGAUACUUUCCCCAUUAAGGGUUUUCCACAAGCUGGUUGAUGAAAAUGUCAAUGAGCUUGUGUGGAAACCUUUGAUGUUUUGUAUGUGAAUUGGUAUAAAUCGGGUUUAUUCGAAAAGGAAUGAUCAUUCGAUUGAAUAAGAAUGGAGCUUUAUACUGCAAAUUGUCUGUCCACCGAAAACAAACCUACUCUUGAGCUUUCAAAAUUAGUCAAAGAAGAGAAAAGCUCGGUGAAAACGAACAGCGAAAACACCCUUACACUUGUUAAUCAUGGUGCAAAGAUGUGGCAAGAGAACAGGGAAAAAUGGGUGGGAGAUCAAUCUGGACAAAGAAAAAACACUGCAAAGGAUCAGAUUAUAAGCUGGUCUACUACAUAUGAAGAUCUUCUCUCAACUCAUGAACCUUUCUCAGAGUCGAUUCCUUUACCCGAGAUGGUGGACUUUCUGGUCGAUAUUUGGUACGAUGAAGGCCUUUACGAUUAGAAGAGAAUCUAACAAUGCCACGAACUAGAUUGACAAAGAACAAAGGACAGAUUCAAUU
Messenger RNA from Arabidopsis arenosa, 568 nucleotides. The record is from the annotation of a GenBank genome assembly. Lineage: Eukaryota; Viridiplantae; Streptophyta; Magnoliopsida; Brassicales; Brassicaceae.